Lactuca sativa (garden lettuce) is the source of this 935-nucleotide messenger RNA. It is a transcript of the gene PRXQ, whose product is annotated as Thioredoxin superfamily protein. NCBI's taxonomy places the organism in Eukaryota, Viridiplantae, Streptophyta, Magnoliopsida, Asterales, Asteraceae. Gene Ontology annotation, cellular component: cytoplasm; chloroplast thylakoid membrane. The record is from RefSeq and is a predicted model, not a curated record. Gene Ontology annotation, biological process: cell redox homeostasis; cellular response to oxidative stress. Gene Ontology annotation, molecular function: thioredoxin peroxidase activity.
AAACCAAACGGAUGUUUAUGGCAAAGGCAAACCCACCCCACCCAAACCGAUUUCGCUUACUUCUCAUAGGCUGAAGAAAUUUCGGUGAACCCAGCCUAUCUAUCUUCCUCACCUCUGAGUUUCCACUGCUGUAAUCGCAAUUCCUAAAAAUGGCGUCUUUGGUAAAACCAUCUCUUUCUUCUUCGCUUCCUGCCUGUAAUGCUACUACUCAAACCCCCAAACAAUACCCUUCUGCUAAUAAUCCCUUCAAAUCUUCUCAAUCCCAUUUCCAUGGGCUUAAACUCUCCCUUUCGAUCCCAUCUUCCUUCUCUUCGUUUACUCCUUUGAUUAGCAAGACCUCUCCCAUUGUUUCUGCUAAGGUAAACAAAGGGUCUGUGCCCCCAUCGUUCACGCUUAAAGAUCAAGAUGGUAAAACUGUGAGCCUCUCGAAAUUCAAAGGCAAGCCUCUUGUUGUCUAUUUCUACCCUGCUGAUGAAACCCCUGGUUGCACUAAACAGGCAUGUGCAUUCAGGGACUCUUAUGAAAAAUUCAAGAAAGCAGGAGCCCAGGUUAUCGGGAUUAGUGGUGAUGAUGCAGAAUCACACAAGGCAUUUGCAAAGAAAUACAGACUCCCAUUUACCUUGCUGAGUGAUGAGGGUAAUAAAGUCAGAAAAGAAUGGGGAGUCCCUUCUGAUCUUUUUGGAACAUUGCCUGGUAGACAGACGUAUGUUCUUGACAAAAAUGGAGUUGUUCAGCUUGUUUACAACAAUCAAUUCCAGCCUGAAAAGCACAUUGAUGAGACCUUGAAGUUGCUUCAGAGUCUUUAAGGAUUUCAAGCUUUUAAUUUUGUAAUUUGUACAAGAAUUAUGUUGAGAAUCAUAAACAAAUAUCUAUAUGUAUUUAUUCCAUAUCAAGUUUUCUUUACAUCCGCAUAUAUAUGAGCACUCUUUGAGUUA